Messenger RNA from Nannospalax galili (Upper Galilee mountains blind mole rat), 3047 nucleotides. It is a transcript of the gene Mier2, whose product is annotated as MIER family member 2. Gene Ontology annotation, molecular function: transcription corepressor activity; histone deacetylase binding. Bases 566 to 2206 code for a protein of 546 amino acids. Gene Ontology annotation, biological process: negative regulation of transcription by RNA polymerase II. Gene Ontology annotation, cellular component: nucleoplasm. NCBI's taxonomy places the organism in Eukaryota, Metazoa, Chordata, Mammalia, Rodentia, Spalacidae. The record is from RefSeq and is a predicted model, not a curated record. The transcript is spliced from 14 exons.
GGGGGGAGGGGCGCGGGGCCUGAGCCACGGACUGCUGGGCUGCGGGGCGCCAAACCCCGCGCGGCGCGGCCGGAUCCGGGCGGUAGUGAGCGGAGGGAACCGCUGGCUAGUGGGACUGCGACGCCCGCCUCGUGCCCGGGCCGCCGGGGAGGAACAGGACGCCAACUCCGCGGCGCCCCGCAACCGCAAAGUUUCGCCGGUGGAGUUGGCCUGGCUCUGGGAGGUUGCGGGCCUCCCCGCGGCACCCGAGACCCGCGAGCAGAGCUGCCCCGGGGUGCAGCUCCUCAGCCCCGACGACCCCCGAGGGGCAGCGGCGCCGGACGUCGUCCUGCUCUACACCGGUGCGCCCGUAGGGUGCAGGCCUGCGGCGGUGCCGGGGUCUGGCUCUCUUCGACCCCUCGGGCUGGUUCUUUGCUGAUCCCGGGGUCUUUAGAGCCGUCACUUUCUUGCUUGCCGGGCGUCUGGGGAAACUGAGUCCCGGUGCUGGCAAACGUCAGGCUCACUAGACAUGGCAGAGUGUGCGCCGCUGCACCCCAGUUCCUUGCCUUGGGGAAACUGAGUCCUCAUGAGGCAGAGCCAGGCCUCCUCGCUGGAGAGGCAGAGUCCUUGUGUGGCCUCCUGCCUUGCACAUAGCUUGUGUCCCCGGGAGCCCAGCUUGCAGACCACUGCAGUGGUGUCCAUGGGCUCUGCAGACCAUCAGUUUAACAUCACUGAGAUCCUGUCACAGAACUACAGCCUGAGGGAGGGUUGUGUGGAGGCCUCUCGGUGCUCCAACAAACCUGAGGAGGAACUGGACAAGGACUUCAUCUCGCAGAGCAGCGACAUGCCUUUAGAUGAACUGCUGGCACUGUAUGGCUACGAGGCAUCAGACCCCAUCUCGGAGCAGGACAGCGAGGGUGGAGACACGGCCCCUACUCUCCCAGACAUGACCUUGGACAAGGAGCAGAUUGCAAAGGACCUGCUUUCAGGGGAAGAGGAGGAAGAGACACAGUCCUUGGCUGAUGACCUCACCCCAUCUGUCACCUCCCACGAGGCCUCAGACCUCUUUCCUAACCAGAGUGCAUCCCUGUUCCUGGCUGGUGACAAGGACCCUGGGUCCUCGACCUCCUCUGACACUGAAGAGGACACCCUUCCUGGUAACAAGUGUAAAAAGGAGAUCAUGGUGGGGCCUCAAUUUCAAGCUGACCUCAACAAUCUGUACUUGAAUCGACACUGCGACAAGUUCUAUGAAAGUGAAGACCAGCUGCUCUGGAGGCCCAACGUGCUCCCUGAGCGGGAGGUGGAGGAAUUCUUGUACAGGGCGGUGAAGCGGAGGUGGCAGGAGACGGCCAGCCCCCAGCUCCCGGAGGGCGAGGUGGUGAAGGACAGCGAGCAGGCACUGUAUGAGCUGGUGAAGUGUAAUUUCAACGUGGAGGAGGCCCUGCGCAGGCUGAGGUUCAAUGUGAAGGUGAUCCGAGAUGGGCUCUGUGCUUGGAGUGAGGAGGAGUGCAGGAAUUUUGAGCAUGGCUUCCGAGUUCAUGGAAAGAACUUCCACUUGAUUCAGGCUAACAAGGUACGCACACGGUCGGUGGGUGAGUGUGUGGAAUAUUACUACCUGUGGAAGAAGUCUGAGCGUUAUGACUACUUUGCCCAGCAGACGAGGCUGGGCCGGAGGAAGUUUGUCUCAUCUGGAACCACGGAUGCUGACCAAGACCUGGAUGGCCUGGAGCCUGAUGGCCCUGCCCAGCUGCAGCCAGAGCAGGAGCCUGAGGCAGAGGUGCCCACAGAGCCUCUCAGCAUGAACAGUGUGGCCGCUGGACCUGAACAGUCUGGAGUGGGCUCAAAUGACCACCAGUCCUUGGAGCCUGGACCCUGUCCGUUCCAGCAGGUGGAUGAGCCCCCUACUGUGUCCUUACCCCAGCAACCUGCCAACCUGGCUGCCCCGGCUGAUUUCCCUUCAACUGCAGCUGCUCCAGAGCCAGGAGCCAGCCCUAGGCUGGCCGUGGACUUCACCCUGCCAAAGGACCUACCCCUUGUAUCCAGCCAUAUGGAUCUGAGUGAGGACCCUGUGGAGCCCAUGACUCCAGCACAGGUGGCCCUGUCGGUGACUGAGUUUGGACUUAUUGGCAUUGGGGAUGUGAACCCCUUUCUGACUGGCCACCCUACAUGCCCAGCCUCCACACUGCGCUCAGAGCCCUUGUCACAGUGCAACGUCAUGACCUGUUGACCCCUGGUUACCAGCGGCCAUGUGUGGCUCGGACUGGACAUGGCGCCACCACCAGGGCUGCCCGUCAGUCUUCCUGACCCUCUCCCACAUAGGCUUUGGUGAGGUGGCCAGAGCCAUGCAGACCCCAGACCUCAAUACCCAGCUUCUACAUCCCUGGGCUGCCACCGUGCGGUGGGGUCCACUGGGUAGCUGGGCUCAAAGAGGGCCUGUGUAUCACAGAGCCGGUGGAGGUCAGGCAGGUGGUGCCACCUGGGGCUUUGGGCAGGACUCAUCCGCACCAGCAAACUAUGCCCGGGUACCCUGCACAGGCCAGCUCUUCCCUCACCCUGGCAGUCUGUGGCCACCAGCCUCUACCCACCCGAGAAACCUCGGGGCACAGAGCCGUAUACCUCACCGUGUGGCCACCCUCUCUUGGCCCUCUGCCAUCUCCACUUCAGGAAAAGCCUUGCUCUACGCCCCACCUGCCACCCUCUUCCCUCCCUGCCCUGUGUGUGGUGGGGCCUGGCAGCCCAGGCAAUUGAGGAACAGGUGGUCAGCUCUCUCCUGCCCCGACCCUGCUGCCUGCCUGUGCUUGGGUCUCAUUUCUUUGGAGGCUCCCGGCAGGGUGACUGGGUCUCUUGCCACCCUCAUUUUAUUUAUGUUGGUGUUUACAAUUUUGGAGUGGGGUCCUUUUUGGAGUGGGUUCCUGGGCAGGCAGCUCCUCCCCAACGUUGGCAGAGCCGUGCUGCAUUUGAGCCUCUCUGGCUGGACUCAAUUGUCCCUCGCCCCACCGAGGACACUGUGACGUGAGACCGCCUUUGCCCCUCCAGUGUUUUAUUUAUUAAAUUUGAUUUGAAGCCCA